Molecule: messenger RNA, 811 nt
Organism: Astyanax mexicanus (Mexican tetra)
Lineage: Eukaryota; Metazoa; Chordata; Actinopteri; Characiformes; Acestrorhamphidae
Gene: ccdc169
Product: coiled-coil domain containing 169
Exons: 8
Coding region: 96-704 (202 amino acids)
Source: RefSeq, a predicted model, not a curated record
AUUCACUUCAGGUCUCCAUGGGUUACCGCCCAACAGUGUGCAGCUCAGAGCUCAGAGCUCGCGCGAUUCACUACUGCAGAGAAUAACUUUCAGAAAUGGGAGAUUCUGAUUUAAGCAGAUAUGAUUUAUCACGACUGCAGGCGGAACUCGAGCAGGAGAGAGAGGUUAAAGAGAUGUUGGUGGGCUCUGUUUCUGACCUGAGGAGCACUCUGACUGAUCUGGAACAGCGCCUGCACAGCGUGGAGGGAGAAGGGAAUGAAUGGAGAACGAGAUAUGAGACCCAGCUGGAGCUGAAUGGGCAGCUGGAGAGGCAAAUUGGAGUCGUACAGGAGAAACUCGAGGGCCUCAGUGGAAAUCCCAUGGAUCGACUGGCCUCUAUCCGGUCAUAUGAUGAAAUGACAGUGGAUGCUUUAAGACAAAGACUUAAACUUCUGAGCACAGAGAAGACAACCCUUCAGAACCAGCUGCUGGAAUAUCGCCUGAGGAUCGACCAGGAGGGCAAGGCAUACCAGAAGGCUUACGAUGAGAGACGAGCCUAUCUCACAGAGAUUGCAAAGGUGUCUUCUGCCAUUGAUUUGACCAGAAAGCAGCACUUAAAUCCAGAGAAAAGAAGAAUUCAGGGGACUCAGAGGGACUCAGAGGGAAGGAGAGGUCCAGCCAGAGCAGACUUCACACAGAGUCGACUGCCGAGAUUAAAGCGCUGAUGCAGGAGGCCAGGAAACAUUGUGGAUGCUCCUUCAAUGCUGAGAUUGUAAAUGAGGAUGAAAUGUCUUGUCAUCUCGAUCUCAGAGAAAUAUACAGUGGAACAAAA